Messenger RNA from Klebsormidium nitens, 2362 nucleotides. NCBI's taxonomy places the organism in Eukaryota, Viridiplantae, Streptophyta, Klebsormidiophyceae, Klebsormidiales, Klebsormidiaceae. The record is from the annotation of a GenBank genome assembly.
UAUAAAAUAAAUUGAUUGAUUGACUGGUUUUCAACAAGUUGCAACUCAAUGGACUUUACAAGGAGCUUGUUUCCGUCGGAUUGAGAAGAAAAAGGACUUUUAAGCUCCAUCUACCGUCAAAUUCACUACGUUGGCCAAUGUUGUUCAUACCUGGAAUACAAGUUUUCAACUCUAGUUCUCAGCGAUCAUGCUGCGAUGUGGGCGGAGGCAGCUGCCAGAGGCUCUGGAGCGCAUCAAGACAAUGUCAAUGAUUCAAGCUGCAUCUGCUCAACAAUUGAUCAAGUACAGCAGCCACCGUUCGAAAUGCGUUCCCACUCGGGCUGCUAUGCUUCUUUCAGCUCCAUGCAGCAUCAAGUGCGGUGGCGCACGCGCUGAAACACAUUGCCUGAUUGGUAGCCCGUGACGAUGCAUUCGCAGAUAGUCUUUUCACUGGGUUCAGUACUACUGCCAGCAUCAGGGGUGCGGAGCAGCUUCUCCUCGGCUGAAGCCCCUGUCAGCGGAGGUUCCUCCACAAGUGCUGCUGGAAAGUGGAAACUGUCUUGGUUUCAUCUACGAAAUGCAGCCCCACUUCCUCGCCAUUUUGACAACCCAACUUAUACACUAAGAGAAGCCUCUUCUGCACUUCAGUAUUCAAAUCCAGAGUUUGGCCAAUAUGUGUUUCCAGCCAAGGGCCAGCGUCGGUUGCGCAAGCAAUCUGUCUUUCGGAUGUCUUUAAGGGGCGAAACUAAGGGGCAGAAUCAGGGGGCCGAUGGUCCCCCGGCACAAGAUAGCUGGUACAUGGGGCUUGACUUUGGCACGUCAGGGGCGCGUGUUAUGGUGAUCGACGACGAUGGGAGCAUUCAAGCAAACGCCAAAGAGAGCUAUCCAGAGGGCGCUUCUGCUGACUGGGCCAGGGCCUGGGAGGACACACUGCAUCAUCUCCUCAGCGAUCUCCCUGCUGAUGUGAAAGCGGCCACCAGGAGUAUAUCUUUUGACGGUACCUCAGCCACUACCAUGAUUGUUGACAGGCAGUCUGGCGAGAGCCUGAGCCCGCCCUUCCUGUACAAUGCCAGCUGUCCAGAUGCACUCCCCGCAGUGGCUGCGAUGGCCCCCAAGCACCACACAGUCACCACCGGAACCUCGACGCUGUGCAAACUGGUGUCUUGGUAUUGGCACGAGCACCAGCACAAUAGGGAAGGGGGCAAGGAUAGCGUGGACGGUAUUGCGGACCGUGCCGCACUACUGCAUCAGGCGGACUGGCUCGCUUUCCUGCUGCACGGGGUGAUGGGGGUGUCGGACUAUAACAACGCGUUGAAGUUGGGUUAUGACCCUGCGCGGGAGGAGUACCCCGACUGGUUGGCCUUUCAGCCAUUCGCUGGGAUGCUACCCCGGAUUGUCGCCCCAGGAUCCGUUAUUGGGGCAGUCACGAAAGAGUUGGCCGAUCGUCAUGGCUUUCCCGAGGACUGUGUUGUGUGCGCCGGGACUACGGACAGCAUCGCCGCGUUCCUGGCAGCGGAGCCGUCACAGCCGGGCGAAGCAGUCACUUCGCUAGGUUCCACGUUGGCCGUCAAGUUGCUGAGCACUGAGCGCGUGGAUGAUGCCCGCUUUGGCAUCUACAGCCACCGCCUGAACGACACGUGGCUGGUCGGCGGUGCCUCAAACACGGGGGGCGCCGUGUUGCGGACGCUGUUCACGGACGAGCAGCUGGCAGAGCUGACCGAAAAGAUCGACGCCAGCCAGGAGUCAAAGCUGCGAUACUACCCGCUAGUCAAGCCCGGGGAGCGCUUCCCUGUCGCCGACCCGCAUCUUGAGCCCUGUUUAAGGCCGCGACCAGACGACGAUGCAGAAUUUUUGCACGGGAUCCUGGAGUCAACAGCACGAAUAGAGGGAGAAGCUUACCGUCUCCUUCAAGAGUUAGGGGCUUCCCCUCUUACCAGAGUGUACACUGCUGGCGGUGGGGCAGUGAAUGACAAGUGGACUGCAAUCCGCGCACGCGUAUUAGGAGUGCCGGUUGAGCCAUCACCACAGACAGAAGCGGCCUACGGGGCAGCUCUUUUAGCUAGACAAGGAGCCCGUCAAAGAGCGGGGUCGCAUAAGCAAAUGCAACAAACCGCCAAGUAGGCGGUCCUAAACUGUCAUUUUAGACGAUGACUUCCCAACGUGUGUUGCGCGGUUGACCUAGGUAAAUUACGAUGUAACAACAACGGCCUACAAACAACCUGUCAGUGCACUUCUAUCAACCGCACUCUGCGGACGAUGGGGAGCGCUCAAUGAGGAUCAGAAGAAUGAUCCGUCAAAAAUAAUGAGGGCACAAAAUUGGAGACAAACUAGUUGUGAGGGGGUUCGGGCAGGAAAGAAGAGCCCAAUUGUUCAGCAACACAGC